Molecule: messenger RNA, 1950 nt
Organism: Drosophila subobscura
Lineage: Eukaryota; Metazoa; Arthropoda; Insecta; Diptera; Drosophilidae
Gene: Drat
Product: zinc-type alcohol dehydrogenase-like protein C1773.06c
Exons: 3
Coding region: 275-1420 (381 amino acids)
Molecular function (GO): oxidoreductase activity
Source: RefSeq, a predicted model, not a curated record
CAAGGAUUGGCAAGCAAAACAAGAGUGGCAAAAAGUUACUGCAAAUUGCGACGCUGCAAAUGCGUUUUUAUAAUUAUUACAAAUAAAGUUAACAGACACAGAACAUAUUUUGAUAUCGAACAGUUAAAUAAUUUUAUAUCUAUAAUCGAGGAGUACCGACACUUUUAACUUUUUUACAAGCGGAACAACAGAUACCUCGCUGUCUUUGAACUCAUUAUCCCUGUCGUCUGUUCUGCCGCCGACCGAUUCAGAUCUUCAUCAUACGAAACACAACAUGAACAAAUUGUGUCGCCAAGUGUCAAUUGAGUCUCCCGGGCCGGGGGCUAAAAACUGCGUCUUCAACUUUUUUGUGCCUAUCGAGGACACGCCAGCACUGGGUGCUCGGAUCAGGAUUGUGUGCGCCGGCGCGUGCUAUCGUCGUCGGGAUCGCUCCAACUCUAUAACCAGCAUGUCUUCAGUGUCCUCGGAUUUGAGCGACUACUGUCCGUCGGUGAAUUCUAUGUCGUCGCCCGCUCACCAGGGCAUUCGAGAGGGCUCGUUCUUUCCGGGCUUCGAGGUGGCUGGCGUAAUUGAGGCACUGGGCUCGGAUGUCACAGAGACUACCAACUGCGGCCUGCGUAUCGGACAGCGCGUAAUUGUCUAUCCGUUCGAUGAGACCCCCGCCGGCUAUGCCGAACUUCUGGUUGUGCCCGACUUAAAGCACAUCGUGCCCAUACCCGACAGCCUGCCAAUGGAAGUGGCGGCUAUGCUGCCCACGGGCGCCCUGUUGGCCAUGAACGCCGUCUUCAAGGCACAGGCGGUGGUCACACAGAUCCUCGCUCAGCGCGCAAGCUCCGAUCAAAAGAAGAACUGCAAAAUCCUAAUUGUCGGAACUGGCGGCCUUGCACUGUGGGCCGUGCGAAUCGCUUCCUAUCACUUUGCCUUGGCUGGCGCCGACAAUGUGGACAUCACAGUGGCCAGUCUUCGGGACGAGGGCUUCCGCUUGGCCACAGAGAUCAAGAAUGUCAGCGUUGUCCAGUGGAAUGAAUGCUUGUAUGAACCACAGCUCAUUGAGCGCACCAAGGAUGUGUGCGGUGGGGCCGUCGAUGUGGUAAUUGACUUUGGAACAACAUCCAGAAGUCUCCACCGCUCCAUGCACUGCCUAUCCAAGGGUGGUGUGGUCUUGAUCAGCGAAGAGGUGGCCGAGAAGUUGCUACCCAAGUUCUCCAGGCUCUCGAACGAGUACCAGCAGGAGAUUACACCAAUUUCGAAUGGCACCGCCGAACAGUUGGCGGAACUUGUGGAGCUUGUGGCCAGCAAAAAGAUUGAGCCGCCGCCACACUCAGUGUUCCCCUGCGAACAGGCCGCCGAGGUUAUCCAGAAGCUGUGUAACUCCGAAAUACCAGGACGCGCCAUUCUCCGCUUCCACGACAUAGAGUAGACAUCGGCGCGGAGGCCAAGCGUAUUUCUGCUAUCAAACAUUAACUCAUUCAAUAUCGAUAUCUGUUAGAUGUAUUCAAGUGACACACAACCACAAAACAACCUGUAACCUGCAACACUCUCGAGGCGUAAUCAAUUGUGCUUAAUUUGUUGUUGGCCUGGCCCUUGUUUUGUACUUUUAUUUUGGACUGCAGCCAAACCAGUGAUGCUUCUCCACGUCUAGUUUCUAGUUUCGUUUCGUUUCGUUUCCUUUCAUUGAUUUAGAGUUGUAAGCAUUCUGAGUAUUAUUGUAUGUACAUAUAGAUUGUGAUUUAUUUUAUUUGUAAGCAAACCAAACCAAACCAAAUCGAACCCUAGAUCCUGCUCGUACUUUUGCGUACUGUAUGAGUGCAGAUCAUCCAACAUAAGCCACCAAGCAAAUCCCAAAACGAGAUUCAGUAGUCGGAUAUUAUGCUUCUUUAAUGAUUUAUUACGUACAAGACCCAACGCAGAAGCGGAUUACAGAAUAAAUGUUAUGAAUAUUAUAUACAA